AUGUCUUAUAAUCCGCGCAUGAGCCUUGCUCCCAGCUCACAGCAACAAAAUCGAGGCAAAAAGAAGGAGGAAGAGAGUGAUUCGUUCAUGCGCCUGCCCGACAAAGAAAUUGCAGGAUGCAUCAGCGAUAUAGGUGUACCAUUUUCUGCAGCAGACCUGUUAAAGCCCAAUCCUCUUCAAAUCCAAAUGAUCUUCGAAUGGUUUGCAGAGCUGCUCAUGAACACGACUCGCGAUACAGUUGAUCCUGCUAUGCGUGCAGCUUCCGAAGACGUGUGUGCAGACUAUCCAGACAUAGUUCCGGCGGAAACUAGGAAUCUCAUGGGUUUCUAUGUUAGUUUACGCAAGUUGCUAUUUGAAUGUGGCAUUACGGAUUUCUCGUUUCAAGAUUUAUACAAGCCAACACACGAUCGCCUAGUGAAAAUAUUCUCUUACAUCAUCAACUUUGUACGAUUUAGAGAAAGUCAAACACAGGUUAUCGAUGAACACUUCAACAAGGCCGAGACUACAAAGGUUCGAAUCGAGACGCUAUAUAUGGAAAACCAAGAGAUGGAAAGCCGCUUGGAUGAGUUAAAACGGAACCGCAGGGCAAUGGAGGUCCAUAUUUCUGAAAAAGUUAAGCGUAAUGAAGAGCUGAAAAAGAGGCUCUUAGAAUUGCGCCAAAGCCAAGACAAAAUGGCACGACGAUUUGAAGGACUCACUAAAAAGAAGAAGGAGAUGACUGCCAUUUUGGAGGAGAAAACUGCCGCGACUAUCGAAUUGCGACAAGAAAGCUCAAAGUUACAACCAUAUGUAUCUCAGUCACCAGCUGCUCUGCAAGCGUCAUUAACAGACUUGAGCCACGCACUAAACACAGACAAGUCGCAAAUCGAUGCCUUGGAUCGACGGGCACGAGCAUUGCAGACUUCAACCGAUACAUUUACAGUAGUCUCUGCAGAUGUAGUGUCGUGUACAAAACUUUUGGAAGAGAUUUCGAUCGAAUUAGCAAAGGAGGAAGAUGAAAAUGUGAAAGUGGCGAGACAACGAGACGCACUUGGUGAAAGAGGAAACAAUGUUCGUGAAGUGGAGAGAACUGAGGCUUUGCUACAGCGACAAUUGUCGAAACAUCUUGAACGAACAGAGAAAUUGAGAGAUGGUAGCAAAGCAAAGGCUAUGAGUGCUAAGGAGAGGAUGGAAGAAUUGCGGGCCGUGCAUAGAAAGCUCACAGAAGAGAGAAACGAAAAAGGCAGGGAGAUGGAGAGGAGGAAAGUAAGGAUAGAGCAGACGGAGAAAAAGAUGGCGGAUUUGAAAGAAAACAUUGAGAAUGAGAUACAUAGUGCGCAUGACGAAUUCUUGAAGAUGGACUCGCAUAUUAAGCUAUACAUCACGGAAAUGGAGCAGUCUAUUUGAUAUGGGGUUAACGCUUUUGGAUUUCAUGUUGGACUAGCGAUCAUGACAUGCAUGCUGAUGAAUUGGUAUUAAAGGUUGGGGGGCUGGUGGCGUUUGGGUAUACCUAUUGAUAUAUGAUGAUAAUGGCUUCCAAGCAAAUGUGUUCCUUUCUCUGUUUAUAGACCACUAUGUACGAUGACUCCAUUCUGCAUUUUCGAAAUCAAACCAUCUUGCGAAUAUCUGGCCAACCUCUAUGGUUCUCCCACUCCAACCGCGAUCUUCACUCUCUAACCCAGUGCGCCUCACACUUCCAUUGAGCAUCGGAACAUGUUCAUCCCACACCUUCCGGGUUCUAUUGUCUCGUCCUAUGUUCUCACCUGAAUCAAACCCAUUUCUGUCAUUGGUUGGACCAGCAAUGUCUUCAUUGCCAUCGCCAUCCACUUCCAUUGACUCACUACUUUCUAUUUUCCUAUCCCUCUCUUCUAAACACACCACCACCCUCUUGUCCCUUCCACCAAUUUCAACCAGGCCCGCCAAACUCCUAUUUAAACCCUGCGCACUCCACUCACUUGUAUCCCUAUGUAAGUCUAUCAAUCCAUAUACAACAAUCAUCGCCCUUUUUCUACCCACCUUGUCCCACUUUGGAUCUGGUGGAGCUCCGAUCUUUGAAGCUGCAUCUGGGGAAAGGACAGAGAGAUGGGCGCGCAAAUGAGAGAUCGUGGGAAUAUAAAUUAUAGAUAUAUGACGUGAGAGGGAGACCUGGUGUAGAGUCUUGAUGAGGAGUGAGUGAGAGGGCGUUUGAGGCUGCGCGUCGCUAGUCGCUGGAUUGGGGGGAGAGGAGGGUAUGUCGAUGGGUGAAGAUGGUAAUGGUGGAGUGCUCGAGGUGACAUCUGCGAGAAGGGAGGAGAUGAACGCGGCGCGAGGUUUGCAAAUCAAGAUAGUGGUAGGAUAAGCACCAUGAUUCAAUAUCCAAGUCAAGAGUUCGGAAGGAAGAGCCGGCGGUAGUGUGAUAUACAAGGGUGACAUUUCGAGCGCAGUGAAGUUGUCGUUCUUUGAUUUUGGGCGCGAUAAUGGUAGUCGAUCUAGAGAAUUGAACUACAAUUAGUGCUGAAUGUUAAUGAUCCAUAGUAAACGUAUUCCCCGAGAUCUGUACCACGAGAAUUAAGUCAUCGACAACACAUAUAUGGACAAUAACAAGUGGUGAUAAAAA
Molecule: messenger RNA, 2575 nt
Organism: Botrytis byssoidea
Lineage: Eukaryota; Fungi; Ascomycota; Leotiomycetes; Helotiales; Sclerotiniaceae
Exons: 3
Coding region: 1-1386 (461 amino acids)
Biological process (GO): kinetochore organization; attachment of mitotic spindle microtubules to kinetochore; meiotic chromosome segregation
Cellular component (GO): Ndc80 complex; kinetochore
Molecular function (GO): protein-containing complex binding
Source: RefSeq, a predicted model, not a curated record